Messenger RNA from Vespa mandarinia (Asian giant hornet), 6248 nucleotides. RefSeq lists its product as uncharacterized. The record is from RefSeq and is a predicted model, not a curated record. Gene Ontology annotation, molecular function: ATPase inhibitor activity. Gene Ontology annotation, biological process: negative regulation of ATP-dependent activity. Gene Ontology annotation, cellular component: mitochondrion. NCBI's taxonomy places the organism in Eukaryota, Metazoa, Arthropoda, Insecta, Hymenoptera, Vespidae.
UCACUAAAAGUAAAAAAAAAAAAAAAUGAAAGAAAAAGCAAAAUAGACAAAGAAUUUUGUUUAGAAACUGAUAACAAUGAUAAGAAUGAUUUAAAUUGUGUUCAGAUUCUUUUAUCGUUUAGAAAAUUCUAAUCGUCAGUUUAAAUCAGUAACUCUCUUGAAUGGUAAAUUAUUUUCCGUCAUGGACUUUGUUGUUGAUAAAGAAAAUAAUCGAAAAAAGAUUACAUUGUCAUGGGAAAAUGUGACGGUUAGCGUAAAUGAUCACAAACAAACUUUUCUACAAUCUGUUUGGUCUGAUAUUAGAAGAGGAUCGCGUAUUAGAAAAUUAGAAAUAUUAAAGAAAGUGUCCGGUUAUGCAGAAAGUAAUAACAUGAUUGCUAUAAUGGGACCAAGUGGCGCCGGAAAGACUACUUUGUUAAGUACGAUUGCAAAAAAAAUUCAACCGACUUGUGGUAGUAUCAAAAUUAAUGGAUUAGAUGUUUCCGAUAUUAUUAUGUCACAAAUUUCGAGUUACAUGGAUCAAUGUAAUGCGAUGUCUGUUGAUCUUACAUCUAGAGAACAUCUUUUGUUUAUGUGUGCACUAAAAAUGGAUAAAAACAAGAGUUAUCGUGAAAAAAGUGAUAGAGCUGACAAACUUUUAAAUGAAUUUGGAUUGCAUGAAUGUAAAAAUAAUUUAAUAACAAAGUUGUCAGCUGGCGAGAGGAAACGAUUAUUUUUAAUCUCGGAAUUAGUUGCUAGACCUAAAAUUAUUUUUUUAGAUGAGCCUACAACAGAUCUUGAUAGUCUCACAGCAAUGAACAUUGUAGAAAUGUUAAAAUUAAUAUCAAUUAAGGAUACUUUGGUCAUUUGCACUAUUCAUCAGCCAGGAAUGGCAAUGUAUAAUUUGUUUACACAUAUUGUUUUAUUGGCUGAUGGUAGAAAUGUUUUUUCUGGUAGUAUUGAAGACGUCAAGCCGUUUUUCGAAAGUCUAGGAUUCAGAUGUCCAGCUAGUAUAGAUCAAUCGGAAUAUCACAUAAGUAUUUUGUCUCAACAUGAUCCAAUGAAAUCGACCGAAGAACAAUCUUUAAAAAUAUCCGAAGCAUUUUUACAAUCGUCUUAUUACAAAUUACCUGCCAUUGAGAAAGAUUCUAAAGAAAAGAUACAAACGAACUUAUGCAACAAACCAGGACAAUUGAAACAACUUUUUUGGUUACUUUGGAGAAUUUAUAAAAAAAAGAAGAGGACAUUUUUUUCUGAUAAUUUAUCAUGGAUAUCUUUCUUGAUAUCUAUGAUCGCUGUAAGUCUAUUUUUUUAUGGUAAUAAUACUAAUACGCAGAAAGGAAUGCAAAAUGUUAGAGGAGCAUUAUACAUGAUGACGUCUGAAAUAAUAUUUACAGUUGCUUAUUCAGUAAUAUACGAAUUACCAUUAGAUAUAAUUAAUUAUCUUCGUGAAACUUCAAUCUAUGGUCCAGGUGUUUAUUACAUUGCUACUUUUAUUGGAUUGAUACCAAAAUCUAUAAUGAAAUCCUUUAUGUUUACAUUGUUAAUAGUUUUGACAUUGCAUAAUAAUAUUUAUUGGAACGAUAUUUUAUAUUAUUGUCUUUCAACGACAUUAGGUGCUAUUUGUGGUACUGCUUAUGGUAUGAUGAUGUCAAGUUGGACAAUGAAUAUUAAUUUAACGACAAUAAUUAUGGUACCAAUCGAUAUGAUUUUUCUUUUAACCGCCGGUAUAUUUUAUAAUCUGAGAAGUUUACCAACUUAUUUGAGAUAUAUAAAAUAUUUGUCAAUAUUUUAUUACAUCAACGAAUGUCUCUCAAUAAUUUAUUGGUCUCACGUUGAUAAAAUUGAUUGUGAACUAGGCGAAGGAUUACCAUGUUUAGAAAAUGGAACGGAAGUUUUAUAUGAGUAUGGUUAUAUUGGGUCGAACUUUAUCUUGGAUUUAUGUGGAAUGAUAAUGUUAACAAUCGUCAUGUCUAUCGUUGGAUACCUUGGAGUUAAAAGAACCAGGAGAUUAUUAUUUGACAAAAUGAAUCCAGCGUUACCGUUGCCAUCAUCAUCAGCACAUAUUGCACGAACGAAUCAAAAAUCUUGGACGGAUGAAGAGGAUAUGUUUUUAUUCAUCCUUAUAAAGAAUCGUUUCGAAAUAAUCAACCCUACAUCCAAUGCAGAAACGAAGGCACAGUUAUGGAUAGAAGUGGAAGAACGUUUAAAUAAAAAAUACAAAAAAAAGAGAGAAAUAAACUGCAUUAAGGAACGUUGGGAAAAGUUGAAGAGUUUGGCAAAACUCGAUGUUUAUACGUUCCUAUCGAAGAUCGAAAGAAAGUUACCACGUAACACGAACUAUCGUCCAUCGAAUUUCAAUCUGCAAAUUUGGAAAUUGUUAAAGCCCCAUAAGAUGAAGGAAGGGGAGUCCGAUGAUGCGAACGAGUAUAUCACAUACAUAUCCAGUUUCGAAUUUCCCGAUGACAUUAAUACAUUAUUGGACAAUUUAAUAAGAAUGAGCGAUAUCGUGUUCGAUCCAAAUUUUUUUAGUUCGUCUUCCUCCAAUAUAUCGGAAAGAAGUCGUAGCCUAAGUCCUCCAAGAACGAUGUCCCCUGUAGUCAAUACAUCGUAUAGAUCUAGAUCAGUCCAACCUGCGGUCAAUAGUUAUAUCACAUACGAAGAUUUGACAUUAUUAUCCGAUGAAGAAAACGAAACACGUAGAAUUUCGAGAAUGGAAACAAGAAGAUCAUUGUUAUCAGGUCUAAGAUCAUUGUCGAUUGAUCAAGUACCAGAAAGAAUAUUAUCAAUGAACACAUCAUGGGAGUCAAAUCUACGUAAUGUAUCAUCGUUUUAUCCCAGCGAUAGAUGGAUAAACUUAAUACAAUUUGAUCUAAAGAAAGAAGAUCCUACAGGAGCGACCGAUGAGUUCGAAAAAGAAAUGUAUCGACCAAAGACAUCGAGGACCGAACCAUCGAGGACUGCACCAUCGAGCAGCCAACAUCCGAGGGCCGAACCAUCGAGUAUCGAACCAUCGGGGGCCGGACCAUCGAGAACCGAAUCAUCAAGGACCGAACCAUCGAGGACGGAACCAUCGAGGACCGAACCAUCGAGAAUCGAACCAUCGAGAAUCGAACCAUCGAAUAUCGAACCAUCGAGGACCGAACCAUCGUGGGCUAAACCAAUAGGUAUCGAACUAUUUCCACAAGAUGAUGCAUCGGUUCACCUGAAAGAAUUUAAUAUAAGAACGUCUGACGAUAGUAACGAAGAAAGAUCAUCCCAGAGAGCAAGGUGUGCCGAAUUAAAAAUCGAACCAGAUCGAUCUACUGAUCAACUGUCUAGUUCCAACAUUACGUGGGCUGUAUUAAGAGAAUCUCAUAUAACAAUGGUUGAUAAUCCUAUUGAAGAAAGAGGGGCGCAAUCGCAACCUAGGAUCGAACCAACUGAUCAAUCUAAUAAUCAACUGUCUAGUUCCAACAUUACGUGGGUUGUAUUAAAAGAAUCUCAUAUGACAACGGUUGAUGAUCCUAAUGAAGAAAGAGGAGCACAAUCGCAACUGAGAACCGAACCAACUAAUCAAUCUAAUAGACAAUGGUUUUAUUCAAAUGAGAAAUGGAUACAUUUAAAAGAAUCCAAUGUAACAUCGAUGGAUGAUAAUAGCGAAAAACGAGCAUCAUCAAUAUUAUCAGAGAACGAACCAGUUCAUCGAUCUGAUGCACGAUUCCUUUCAACUAGCGAUAAAACGAAAGAAUCUGAUAUAAGAACGAGAGAUGAUAAUGAAACAAGACAAAUACAAAGAACACAGUGGAACGAAUCAAAUCAACAAUUUGAAGUACAAUCACUUUAUCCCAACGAAAGAUGGAUUAGAUUAAAAGAAACUGAUAAAUCAACGAGCGAUGAUAGUGGAGAAGAAAGAAGAAUCCGCGCCAUACAGAGGAACGAAUUAUUAUUUCAAUCUGAUGUAGCAGUGUUCCAUUCUCCCAGUAAACGGAUUAAAUUAAAAGAAGUAGAAGAACAAGAUUCAUCAAUAUUGAAGGAUAAUGUAAGAGAAAGAAGAACAUCACAAGAAAUGAAAAUUCAUCCAGCCCUGCUUAGUGGUGUAAAACCAUUUAAACCCAUCAAUAACUGGAUUGAAUUAAGUGAAACCGAUGUAAGGACAGAUUCUUCAGAAUCGAGCGAAUAUAUCAGAGAAGUAAGAGAAACAUUCAGAAUCGACCCAUCCUCGUAUACUGAUGCACAAUCCACCGAUAAAUGGUUUAAAUAUAAAGAAUCUAAUGUAAAAACGAGCGACGAUAGUUCCGAAGAGAAAACAACAUCCACAACAUCAAGGACAGAAUCAAUUUUUUACUCUGAUGAUUCAUGCGUUUCCGAAGCAUGGGUUACAAUAAGAGCACCCGAUGGAUCGAUAGAAGCAAUUCCUAUGAAUUCGGCCCAUAUUGUAACUGAAAAAGUUCAAAGAGUACCAAAGAACAAUUUAUCUACUCGAACUAGUGUACAACCGCAUUACCCCGAAUCAUGGCUUAGGAUAAAAGAAUUUCUUAUAAAGGAAAAAAAAGAAUCAAGGAGGUCUUUAUCAAGCCCACCUCAUGUACAAUCGUAUCACCCGGUACCACAGCCUAGAACAAGAAAGUCUAUUAUAAAGGAACCAGAUGUAUUUAUGAAACCGGCCGGUAGUGAUAUUAGACCAACACCAAGGGCUUUACCAAGGUUACCUCGUGAUAUUCCUGCGAGAACAAUCGAUAGUGAUGUAGAAGUAAGACCAGGACCUUCAUCAGCAAGAAAAUUUGUGAGCCCACCUCGUGUACAACCGUACUAUCCGGAUUCGUGGAUUAGAAUAAGAGAAUCUCCUGCUAGGAAUAGAGGAACUAGAAGGACCGAUAGUGAAGUCGAAGUAAAACCACCACGAAGGCGCUUACCAAACAUACCUGAUGUACAACCAUAUUAUCCGGAAUUGUCGACUAGAAUGAUGGAACCUUCUAUAAGAGAAAGAAAUAUAAGAUCGUCCAUGAAUGAAUCCGAAAUAAGAUCGUCGAGGAACUUAUCAACUGAACAUCGUGUACUUUUCUCGGAUAAACAAAUUAGAAUAAGAGAACCUGAUAUAAGGGAAAGAUCACCUAUGAGACAAACUAGUAGUUUUACUGACUCAAGAUCAUCGACGAGGGCCGAAGCAGGCCGACAUGAUGUACGUUUUAAUAGAAGAAGGGAGGCCGAUAUAAGAGAAGAUGAUCAUUUUGUUAGAACAGAUUAUCAUUCGCAACAAUUCACGGAAGAAAUUUUCGCCGAGGAAGAACAUUUAAGAAGAUUAAAUGUAUUGAGAGCCCAGGAGAGCGAUGUAUUUUUAUUAGAAAACGAACUUCUAGAAAAUCAAAUCUAUAUUCAACGAAUGGAAAGCAAUCUCGAAACGAUACAAAUGCGAAAACGAGUUGCUUUGAGCGAAUAUAAAAUGGCGGAACUGAAGGAGAUGAUGGUCGAGAUGAAUAUAAACGAUUACAAAAGUCAAGCGAGAAUGAGUGGCGAGCCUGGUUCUGGUGCAAACAGAGGCACUGGCGGUGCUGGUUCUAUCCGAGCAGCUGGAGGGGCUUUUGGACAAAUGGAAAUUGCUCAUGAAGAACAAUUCUUUUAUAAUCAGCAAAGGGAACAGAUAAGAAAGUUGAGAGAAGGUAUUCGCGACGAAAUUGCUUUUCAUGAGGAACAAAUCCGCCGUCAUCAAGAAGCUAUUGAACGUCAUAAUGCAAGAAUGUCUGAAAUACAUAAUCCUCCUGAAGAACAAUAAAUAUAUUGCCGUCUAUAUUUACAAGCUUCUUUAUAAAGGGACGCAGCUAAUAUUACAUCAUGUAUAGAUUUAUGUAUAUAAAUAUAUACUUAUAUUUUUAUACAUAAUGUAAAUAAUUAUGUAUAAAAUAUAAGUAUGUAUUUAUAUACAUAAUGUGUAUAAUUAUAUAUAUAUAUAAAUAUAUAUAUAUAAGUAUAUAUUUAUAAAUGAUGUUAAGAUUUAGUAUGAUCACUAGAAUAUCAAGAAUUUUCUUCUUUUUUCUAUACCAGAUUCAAUAGUUUUUAUUAAUUAUUUUUAAUGAACUUGGCUUUAUCGAUAAUUAUUGAAUAUUAAGAGAAAUGAUCUUGGCAGUAUGUUAUCAAUAGUUAACAGAUUUAUCUGAAAAAAUUGCUAUAUUCAAUAGAUUUGUAUAUAUUUUCAAAUAAUAUGCUAAUAUAUUCAAUUUUCAAACAAUAAUCUAACAAAUAAUGUAACAGACACAGUAAUUAUUUGAAAUAAAAGCCAUUAUAACGCAGAA